Molecule: messenger RNA, 644 nt
Organism: Notechis scutatus (mainland tiger snake)
Lineage: Eukaryota; Metazoa; Chordata; Lepidosauria; Squamata; Elapidae
Source: RefSeq, a predicted model, not a curated record
GGAUCGCGGCCAGGAUGGCUCUGCGCUCUGCGCCCCUCUUGCUCCUGGUGUUGGUGGCUGUGGCCCUGAGGGAGAGCUGCUUUGGCACCUCCUCGCAUUCCAUGAAGUAUUGCUUCACCUCCAUCUCGGACCCAAAUCAGGGGCAGCCCUACCAUGUGGCCAUGGGGUUUGUGGACGGUCAGGUCUUCCUUCACUACGACAGCCACAGCCGGAAGUUGGAGUCUCGAGUCUCCUGGAUGGAGAAGGUGGGGAAGGAGGACCCCAAAUACUGGGUGAGAAACACCCAGAUGGCACGUGACACUGAGGAGGCAUCCAGAGGAGACCUAGAGACUCUGAGGCUUCGCUACAAUCAGAGCAAAAGCCUUCACACAUGGCAGAGGAUGUAUGGCUGUGAGCUCCGGGGUGACGGGAGCAGGGGUGGAUUUGACCAAUAUGGCUACGAUGGGAGGACCUUCCUCACCUUCGACAAGGAUAUCCUCACCUGGGUGGCUCCUGACCCCCAAGCCCAGAUCUCCAAGAGGAAAUGGGAUGCUAGUCCAGUAUAUAAUUGGAGAGGGAAGGCCUAUCUGGAGGAAGUCUGCAUCAAGUGGCUGGAGAAGCACCUGUCCUACGGGAAGGAGAUGCUUCUCAGGAGAGAGCCCACA